Diabrotica virgifera virgifera (western corn rootworm) is the source of this 8236-nucleotide messenger RNA. RefSeq names its product protein slit-like. Bases 188 to 1978 code for a protein of 596 amino acids. Lineage: Eukaryota; Metazoa; Arthropoda; Insecta; Coleoptera; Chrysomelidae. The transcript has 2 exons. Gene Ontology annotation, cellular component: plasma membrane; extracellular matrix. Gene Ontology annotation, molecular function: protein binding. The record is from RefSeq and is a predicted model, not a curated record.
GACUGCCUAAAGUUAUGUAGGUACGACAGUUUUUGUAUAUAUUUUCAAAAAACCCUGUUACCACAUAGUGGCGUAGGGCUUCAACAGUUUGUAAGUUUAGUAUUUAAAAAAAUGAGAAAUUGUUUAUUAAAGUAGAUAGUAACGUGGCGGUUAAGAAGACCCAGUAUAAUAACAUAAUAUAGGAAAAAUGAGACUGCUAUUGGUGAUGUCACUUAUCUCAACAUUAGAUGCUCUCCAUUGCGACAAAGAGUUUAAUUUCAUCGACUCAGUCUACGAGAAAGGCUAUGACAUCAUUUGCCAAGGACUGACAAACAACUACACAACGCUCCUAAGUGACAUCCACAUCAAUUACGAAAUAAGUCUAACCAUGGAAAACUGUUCUUUGACAGGAGUCACUUCAGAUCUCUUCAAAAACGUGGUCAACAUAAAACGCUUGAGUAUAUCGAACUCAACCUUCUCGUUCCCUCCAACUGAACACAUUUUUGAGCAUGUCAACCAGUUGGAGGAACUGGUGGUGAUCAACACUAGGUUCAAGCCUGGUGCAACCUCUAUGGCAGAUUUACCAAACUUAACUAAGUUAACAUUAAGACAAAAUAGUUUAAAUAGUUUAGAAAAGAACUCUUUCAAGAAGCUGGAAAAGCUACAAAGCCUACAAGUCACACAGAAUAACCUAGUAGAUAUAAGCAACUUAUUUUUAUGUGCUAACAAAUAUUUAAAAUCGUUAAAUUUUUCCAACAACAGCAUAGAGCACAUGGGUGAAGUUUUCUUCUGCGAAGAUCAAGUAACUGAGCCAGUGUUUUCGGUCAACAGUGCUAAACGAUCUGUAGGAGCUAGCUUCACUUAUUAUAGACCAAGUAUCACAUUCACAGAUCUCUAUGAGAUCGACUUCAGUCACAACAAUAUUGAAUACUUAAGCAAUUCAUUUGCCUUUUUGAAAUCCUUAAAGGUGAUAAAGCUGCAAGGGAAUAAAAUAACCAAAUUGAAUAGCUCGCAUUUUUCUUUCUUGGAUUAUUUAGAGGAGCUGAAGAUUAGCGACAACAAUAUAAACAGUGUAGAGGACGAUUUGUUUAUUGGGAAGAUUUAUUUAGAAAAGCUUGAUUUGUCCAAUAAUAAACUGAGUCAGCUCAAUUUGCAGUAUUUGAACUGUGUUAAAUCCUUAAAUUUAGGAAGCAACGAAUUUGAUGUCAAGUAUCUUUUAAGCAUAAACACCACAAACGUAUUAAAAACUUUGAAGUUAUAUAACAACAAUAUAAGAGACAUACCUCCUAACACCUUCACUUAUUACGCUUACUUAAAACACUUGGAUUUGAGUAACAACCAUAUUAAACUAGUGGAGCUUUCAUUCCAUGGACUAACAAAUUUAACUCAUCUAGAAAUUAGGAACAACAGUAUUGCAGGUCUUCCAAAAAACGUUUUUAAAACCUUGAAGAACCUGAAAAUUUUAGACAUGUCCCAAAACGAACUAAGUGUCAUCCACAACAAUGAUAUUUUUGUAGAUCAGAAAAAUUUAGAGGUUCUAAAUCUUUCACGAAACUCUCUAACGGAGCUGAGCUACCCGGUUUUUAAAAACUUAAAGAAUCUCAACACUCUUGACGUAACCCACAAUAAAUUACAUGUUAUAGAAUACGACAAACUUAUGACUAGUUUACCAUCCCUGAUUUUGUUAGAUAUCAAGUUCAAUGACUUAUCCUGUGCUCUGUUGUCCAAAUUAGUAGACUAUUUGAAGUUUAAAAAUGUGUCGUAUACUCUACAGAAGAACGAGAUAACUGAUAAGAUGAAUAUUGGAGGAAUAUUCUGUAGAGACGAAGAGGCAGGUGCUUUGAUGCGUCCAAAGGACACUCACGUUAUGUUUAACAUUUCUUUGGCCCUGGUUAUUAUUCUCCUUGUGGUUGUUUUGGGAAUUAUAGCUUUCAAGGUCCAUAUUUAUUUGAAACGAAGGAACUAUAUGGCUGAUGAGUUUGAAUUAGUGGAGGACUGACGAAGGUAAAACAAUAGUAAGUGAAAAAAAGAGGGAUUCAUAGAGAAUGUAGGUAGUCAGUCUAUUUCUCUCAUAUACCUUUUCUCAUAGUCUUGACUAUCCUUUGGUACCAGGUUUCUCUUCGGCGCAUUCUUUUACUUCUUUUUGAUGUGCCUAUCCGUGACGAAUGUUGUUGAUCAUCAUGGCUAUCUGCGGCAGAGCUACAAGACUGUGCAGAGAUUGUUUUGAACCACUUUCUGAGGUUCUUUAACCAGGAUGUUUUUCUUCUUCGAUCUCCCUUUCCAAAUAUUUUUCCUUGCAGAAUGUCUUGUAUGAGGGCAUAUUUGGAUUUAUUGCAUAAUGUGCCCAAAGUAUUGUAACUUUCGAGAUUUGAUGGUGGUCAGUAACUCCAGGUUCUUCUUAAUCCUUUUGAGGACCUGAUCAUUUGUGACCCGGACAGUCCAUAGGAUCUUCAGUAUUAUUACACCACGAAAAAGGACAAAUAAGAUGUAGAUCCGCAGCUUCUUACUUUUAUACCAAGAGAGAAGUUUAGGCUAUUGAAAAAGACCCCAAUCCGCUUCAAUGUGGUGUGGUGUGUUGGUUGUCAUCUCUGUAUCUCUUCAUUCUCCAUUAAUGUGAGUGCUUAGUUCUGCUUAUAUAUUAUCGAAGUAUGCUGCUUUAAGAAGUAUAAGAAGCAUAGGGAGUUGCAGAAUACCGCGGCUGUGCAACCUGAGAGAAUGGUACGGAUGUACAUCAAAUAAACUGUUCAGGACAGUCGUCUCUAAGGUCAAAAUAGCUAUGAUGAUUGCCGACAUCCGUCGCGGAGAUUGGACUUGAAGAAGAAGAUGCUGUUUUACUAAAAGUUAGCUGUGUUAUGGCAGAAUGAACUUCCUGCUCCAAUAUUCUUGAUCCAUCAUUUACCUCCUCUUUUAGCUUGAAGGUGCUAUCUAUUAUGUCUUUAAAGAGUUUCUUUGGCGGUUCUUUCCCCGUUCUUAUUUUACUUUGUUUGGCCAAGAUGAUGUUUGUCUUGUCUUUAUACAAAAAAAGGAAGAAUACACUACUGGAACGUGAUCCGUCUCCAAGUAUAUUCCCGGAUAAGUCUUGAUAGAUGUAAGUCUGGAUUCUGAGUCUUUUACAAAUUUUUCUGGUAGGUCUCCUCUCUCGUUUCUGUAAGUCCAUGUCCUCCGAUAUACUGUGUCUUAUCGACAUGCUUGGCAUUAAAAUCGUGCAGUUUUCUGUCUGAUUCUGUUGAUUAUUUAUAAAACUCAAUUUUUUCUUCAGCAUAGGAUACAGCAAGGGAGGAAAGCAACUCGUAUUUUAAAUGGUCUACUAUGGUCUAACAAGGUGAAUCUAGACACACAAUUAACAAUCUACAGAACAAUAAUUGUGGAACCUAUUAUAACUUAUGGAGCAGAGUGUUGUCAACUCACAGGAAAGGAAAGAAAAAAUAUAGAAAUAGCGGAGAUGGAUUACUUACGUAGAGCAUGCAGGGUAUCUAGAUUAGAACACGUACCAAAUUAUGAAAUAAGACGACCGACGGACAAAGAGUGUAUAUUCCACGGUUGACCAUAUAGAAACAAAGAAAUUGCUAUGGUAUGGUCAUGUUAUGAGGAUGUCAGAGGAAAGAUGGCCAAAAAGAGCAUUAAAUUACACACCCAUAAAUAGAAGAAGAAGAGGAAGGCCUACAGAAACAUGGAAGGAAGGCAUAGAACAGUCUAUGGCAGAUAGGGCUAUUGAAGAAAACGAAUGGGCGAAUAGAAAAGGAUGGCGAGCGAAAUGUAACGUGUGAUCCAAAAUUAUUGUCACCAUAGGUGGCUCUGAACGACAGAGAUAGCCAUACAGUGCAUGUCUAUUAUUAAUUCAGAUAUACUUUCUAGUUUACGUCAACUUUGACAGAUACUUGUCAGUGUACGUACGUCAACUUAAAAAACACUAUAAUUGAACAUAAAAAGUAGCAGAGGAAGCAAACUUUUAACUUUAUACGAAUUAAAAGGUCUUGAGAUUGGGUAUCUUUUCAACAUGUUUUCAAUCUUUAUUCUUUGUUUGGAAAAGUGAUCAUAACAACACUGAAUAUAGCCGCAGUUGGCCGUGACGUCACACUCCGGCGGUGUUUCAGAUUAAAACAAGACAUACGUAAUUUUUUGAACGGGUAGCUUUGAUCCCAAUAAUUGUGGACCGCUCGUUAGGAUGCGGAAGAGCCUGUAGGAACCCCACUUCUUAAAUAUAAUUUCUUCUUCAAUAUCUACAUAUGGCUGUGAAACAUGGAUGCUAAUUCAACCGGAAAAUAAGAGAAUACAAGCUGUUAAGCGGAUAUGAAAAGCAAGCUUUAGGUUUGCCUGAAGCCUUGUUGGGCCUACAAUUAAUUUGGAAUCUCAAUAGAAUAAAACUUCGUAACUUCUUGUGUCAGUUUUUCUCCAAAAUUUUCUCUUGCUAAUAAACCAAAUCAUCAUAAUUCUGUUUGCGUUUUUCUCUAUGCGGGGUCUCUCCAAGAUCUUUUUUGGUUUUUGUUACCUAUACCUUCUAGGAACACUAAACAGGUUUCGUCUGUAACUGCAGUCAACCGUAUCAAGGUAAUGCGUCUGUGGAACUAGCUUCCUAAUACUCCAGGGUAAUAAGCUAGAAAUAGACCAUGUUCGGGGCACUCAAAGAUCCAGGUAGCUGACUACUUUUUUAGUUAUUGUAUACCUAUAGGAUGAAAACCUUCCUGUUUCCUGCCUACACCGAGAGAAAAAAAUUCUUGACAUAAAGAAACUUUAUUAAUAUUUAAGAAAGAUCGACUUGGCAUAUUGCCUAAGAAAUAUAUCUUUGUAUGUAAGAUAUAAUUUUCUAAAAUAUUUCAAAUAAAUUCUACUAUAGCCAAAGAAAUAUAUCUUAAACAUGAUUGAACUAUCACUUUCUGGCAAGCUUCAAACCCAUUUAUCAGAAAGAAAUUACACUUGAUGUUAAUUAAUUUUAUUAGUCAUAAAAAUAUAUUUUCUACACAUUAGAAAACUAUGCUUUCUGAGCAAUAAUAUUUCUUAGUAAGGAAUAUUAUUAUUUUACUAUUAAUAAUUAAUUUAUUUAAUGUUAAGAAAUAUAUUUCGCAGAGAUAAACGUAUAUUUAGAGUUAAGUUAAUAUUUCUUUAAAAUAAAGUGAUAUUACAUACCGCGAAAUAAAUCAUUGUGUUAAGGUAAAAUCAUUAUUUAUUAAUAAAACAAGAUAUAAAACGUUAUUAUUACAUACAAAUAUUUUCUCCACUCUUAAACCACUGGCUUCUACACAACAAUAAAAGGAUGGAGAGGCAAAUCCAACUUCCUCAAAUUUUCCUUCUUUUGUUAAUAGCACUUUGUAUAUAUCAGCAAUUCACUAAAACAAAAUCGUUAUGUAGAAAGAGUAAACUUACUUUAAUAAUUUUUUUUUAUAAAGAUAUAGAUAUUUAUUUUGACAAAUUUAGGAAAUACAAAAAAAAAACAAAUACACGGCCCCACGUAAGAACUAUUAAUACUAAUAAUAAUCAAUCAUAUUUAGUUCAAACAUGGCAUUAUUUAACCUAUACAUCGUUGUUUAUUUUUUUCUUUUUGUUAAUGAAAUAUUAAUUAAUUAUCUGUAUAAUAUUAAGUCACACAAUAAACAUUGUUUAGCUAAAACAAGAGGGAAAAUACAACCAAUGUAAAACAUUGAAGCAGACAUAAUAAUAUGUAAUUUUCUUAAUUUUUAUAAUCUAAAAGAGACAGCAUACCUAAUCAUUAAGAAAUUUUAUUACGGGAAAGUAUUAUUAGUUUACAUCUAAGUCAUUUAAUACAUAUUAACUAAUUCACGGUUUUCGGCAAUAACAUUUCUUAACCAUAAACAUAUAUUUCUUUUAGACGAACUGAUUUCUUUAUCUCAAAUAAAUUAACAGAAAAAAUCCUCAGCGUUGCACCCGCCAUGUUUGAUAUAGAGUUAUAUUGUAAAUUUUUAUAGAAGACGAUACAUUAAAGAAACCUAUUAUAGUUGAUACAUAAGUAUACACAUUUUUAAAAAGGUACUUACAUGUAUAUGAAGUUCUGGAAGGUCCCGCAGUUGGUUAAUAACUCCUUUCUUAAUAUUGUUCUGAAGCUAUAUAUUAUAUCAUUCUGUCCCAGCUUUAAAUUGUGGCAUAUUUCCCAGUUAGAAUAAUAAGCUCCUUUAUUUCAGAGUCGUCCAUCAUUAUACCUAAAAAGCAUAUAAAGAUACUAUUAUAUUUCUUUUUUAACCAUUCGGAUACGCAACAAUAUUAUUAUUACAUCUUAAAUUACUCAAUUUACUUUUAUUUAAUACCUAUAUAUGUACGUACCUUCAAAAUAUCCGUUAAUUUUUAAAGUACACCAAUAAAUCCAACAUACAUCUAUAUGAACAUGAACAUAUCACGCCAUCUUGACAAACACUGACGACUAAAUCAUAAAUAGUUAAUCUGCGCAAUUCUUUUGUGGAAGAAAAUCUCUUUUCAAGUAACAUUUCGGCAUUAAUGACAAAGUUUUUAUUUUAUAACCACAGUUACUACAGAGGGUAUCUCUGAAGAAUUAUUUCUUGUGGUUUAAAAUAUUUAUUUCAUUGCAAGAAAAUUUCUUGUUCACAAAUAUAAAUAUGCAUUAACUUAACAUUAUAUUUCUUAUACUGCAAAAUAUUUGUAGUUUUCAAUUUAAGAAAUAAAAACUUUAGGAUAAGAAAAUUAAAUGUAACCAUUAAUGCAUUUCUUAGUAUUGAAGAAAUUAUCUGUAAGAAAUUAUUGAGUUGUGUUUAAAAAACUCGUUUCUUUAUAAUGUGAACCGGUAUGUUUAAGUUAAUAGGAUAUGUUAACUUUUAAGAAAUAUUGCUCAAAGAAAUCGGUGUUUUAGGAGAAAAGAAAUUGUUCUCUCGGUGUAUAGAGUUCGCGUCCUUUUUUAAUUUUUAACAAUUUAUUGCAAAAUUCUAGAUUUUUUCGAUUUUUUGCACCCCAUUCAAAAGCUAAACAGUUGACAUAAAACUACAAAAUUUAAUUUUUUGAACAUUGAAAAACCUUCAAAAUUCCGACUUUUGAAAGUUAAAAAAUUAAUAUGUUACUACGCCAACGGCAAAAUAAGUGAAAAUCGUUAUUUGUUAAUAACUUUUACUAAAACUACUUUAGAACUUUAGUGUUUCAUCCAAAGUUGUGUAUUGGGGUACUUAACAAACCCUCAAAAUUUGAGACCGAUCCAUUAAUUAGUUUAAAAGUUAUUCUAUUUGUUUAUCCCAGAGACCUUUAUUUUGCAAUAACAUAAGACAGAAACUAAUGAAGAUAAGGCAAUUCUGCGUAUGUCAAAUGAAAGUAGAAAAGUGAUACUAUCAAAAUGUACUAAAAAAAGAUAAACUAUCUAAUAUAGUCAAUAAUAGUAAUGCCAAAUUUUUGAAAUUUUGUAGUUUAUAAACAUUUAGAACAACUUUAAAAAUAUUGUCCGUAGAAAAAAUCAUUGUACAUAUUCGAAAAGUUAGUAUUUUACACGAAUUUUUAAAAAUGUUGUUCAGUUGGUAAUAAGUGGUAAGUGAAGGGGGAGCUGGGAACCGACAAAUGCACGAAUUCAUCAACUAAAAAAGGCAACUUAAAACUACUAUCAUUUUCUAUAUCUCGGGAUCUACUGAAUAUAUUUUGAUCUUUCUUUUUUUUAAUUUGUAUGUAAUUUUUCUGUACAUUACAAAUAGGCAAUUUGUCUAGACAUUUAUUAAUUAUUAAACAGUCUAAUUUGUUUAAACCAAUUUUGAUUAAAUAUUUUUUUCCCAAAAGUCCAUGAUUUUAAUUAUAUUAUCGUAAUUAAUCAUAGAAAAAGUUAAGGUAUAGGUACUUUAAUAAAUAAAUUAUCUUCAAUAUCUAAUUAUCUAAUGAAAAUCAUUUAUGUCUUAAACUGUACUUUAACUUUUUCUAUGAUCAUUAAUGAUACUAUGAUUAAAAAAAUAUAUUUUUGUAAAAAAUAUAUUUUUUCAAGAAUUGUUUAAACAAAUUAGACUGUUUAUUAAUUAAUAAAUUUUUAAACAAAUUGCAUAUUUGUAAUGUACGUAGAAAUUACAUCAAAUUUUAAAAGAAAGGUCAAAAUCCAUUGAGUUUUUCCGGAGAUACAGAAAAUUAUAUUCGUUUGAAAUUACUUUUUCGGUAUUUGAACUCGGUGGAUUUGUAGGUUCACCCUAGUAAUCGUUUGAACUAUAUUUUUGAAAAAUCUUAGAGGCUGCUGUGACGGUACAAUGUUUGUGCAAAUUUUUAAAGGAAAAAUACAAAUCCCAUUCUUUAAAAUGGCAUUAAUGGGAUUCCUUAAUUAUUAUAAACAAAUUAA